UGCUGGGCUCUGCCAGGGAAGGAGGGAGGCACAGAGGGUCGGAGCGCGGACAGGGGGAGGAAGGAGAGCUCGAGGGAGGCCGGGAGGUGGCGGGGAGGGGAUGGGCCUGGCGGCGGUGAGGCUGGGCCUGCUGCUGGGCGGGGAAGCGGCACCGGUUUCCCCGUACAUGGAUGGGAGGCGUGCGUACAAACACACGGACCGGGAGGCAUCCCUACAUUCUGGAAAGGAUCGGAGAUAUCUCUCUCCUGGGAGAAGUAGGUUCAUUCGGAAACGAGGCUGGAAGGAGAACCGCCUGUUCCUGCGUUCCCAGGGGUCUCCUGGGGAAGAACCAUGUGGCAGUGGGGGGCAGCUCCCUUCUGGUGGGGGCAGGGUGCUCCGAAACACUACAGCAGGGCAAGGACCUCUGUUGGAGCGUCGAUGCAGGAGACCCCCUGCUGCGGGUCCAUCCCGGGCUCGGCUCUUCUCUGGAUCCUUUCAAGAGUCACUCCAGGGGUCAGAGAAGGAUACCCAUAGGAUUAAAUUAGAAGGGACUGUGGCAGCUAGUCAUGGGGGUCUGUUCCAGGGUGGUGCCUACCGCUGUGCCCGCUGUGGGAGGCACUUCCCUGGAUGGGCAGCCUUGCGGCAUCAUACUCGUCGGCGCCAUGGCCGUCCGCCUUUGCCCUGCCCUGAGUGUGGGCGUCGAUUUCACCAUGCUCCUUUCUUAGCCUUACACCGCCUGGCCCACUCUGGUGCCACAGCCAUACCUCCUGCUACAGGUUUCCUCUGCCAAGUCUGUGGGCAGAAUUUCAGGAGUUGGGCAGCUCUUGCACUGCAUGGCCAGGCUCAUGCCUCAUCUGCCCGAGCAGUCGCCUGCCCCAAGUGUGAGAAACGCUUCAGCCGAGCCUCCCAAUUGCGGGCACACCUGCGGCAGAACCACCCUCCAGCCCCACCACCUCGCCGUUUCAUCUGCAGUGGCUGUGGUCAAAGCUUUGCACAGUGGGCUGAGCUAGUUGCCCACAAGCAGAUUCAUGUGGCUGAAGCACAGGCGUCAGAAAAAGUCCUUGCGCCUCGGCCCCGGGGCCGCCCGGCACUUACUGCUGCCCAGCCAGGUGGUGAUGCUGCUGACCGACCCUUCCAGUGUGCCUGGUGUGGCAAAUGUUUCCGUCACAAGCCGAACCUCAUUGCCCACCGCCGUGUGCAUACUGGUGAACGUCCUCAUCAGUGCCCUGAGUGUGGGAAACGGUUCACUAAUAAGCCCUACCUGACCUCCCACCGUCGAAUUCAUACCGGUGAGAAGCCUUAUCCCUGCACUGAAUGUGGGCGCCGCUUCCGUCACAAACCCAACCUUUUGUCCCAUGGCAAGAUUCACCGGCGCCCUCAGGGCUCUGCAGAGGCCACCAGUAGCCAAGGGAGUUUACAGCUUCCACCUCAGCUAUUGGAGACUCGGCAAGAUCACGCCACAGACACCCAGCAGGACCAGGCCAUGGAUCUUCAGCAGGACCAGGCCAUAGACUCCCAGCAGGAUCAGUCCCCUCAGCAAGAUCUGGUGGACUCCCAGCAGGAUCAGGUUUUGGAUCCUCAGCCGGACCAGGAAGUGGAUCCUGCUGUCCCCUAUAGCUAUGAUGAGCAUGGUCGCACCUUCCGGAACCGAAGGUCUUUGCGAGGUCAGCAGCAGCUACAUCCUGGAGAUCGUCCUUUCAUAUGCAGUGAAUGUGGAAAGAACUUCAGUAAGAAGACCCACUUGGUGGCCCACAUCCGUAUCCACUCAGGUGAGCGGCCCUUUGCUUGCCUGGAAUGUGGGCGCCGUUUCUCACAAGGAAGUCACCUGGCAGCCCACCGACGUGACCAUGCCCCAGAGCGGCCCUUCAUUUGCCCUGACUGUGGCAAGUCCUUUAGGCACAAGCCCUAUCUGGCGGCCCACCGCCGCAUCCACACAGGUGAGAGGCCUUAUGCCUGUCCUGACUGUGGCAAGGCCUUCAGCCAGAAAUCCAACCUUGUGUCCCACCGGCGCAUCCAUACAGGUGAGCGGCCUUAUGCUUGCCCUGAUUGUGAGAGGCGUUUCAGUCAGAAAUCCAACCUCAUCACGCACCGCAAGAGCCAUGGUCGAGAGGGGCCAUUCAUCUGUGCCACCUGUGGUGAGGGCUUCAGUCAUGAGCAAAAGCUCCUGACCCAUCAGAGGAAGCAUGUGGCCUGAGCUGGUGGAAGCGGGAGAGCAGAGAGAGGGAGACAAACUUUGGGGUGUAGGCAAAGGUCAGGGACAGAGGUGUCAUGAUGGAGAAGGGGUGGAGGAUGUUAGUGAUGGUGAUGGGGUGAGGGAUGGGAGGCUUCUAGUGGAAGCUGGUCAGGACCCUGGAGAGAGGACUGCCUUGCCCCAACGGGCCUGUUAGAAAUUUCCAGGUACCCCAAGCUGUUCCCACCUCACUGGAAGUUCUGCUUCUCUUUCCCCCCCACCCCGGGGAAGAAGUAUUUGAAAAGAAGAUAUAUCAGCAGCUGGAGAGAAUGAGGAAAACGUUUGGACAUAUGCAAAGACCUCUAAUACUUUAGGCAGCAUCUGGAUUUAUUCAGAUAUCUCCAGGGAAGGAAAUGCCCUAAUGGCAUCAGUUUCUGGCAGCACCUGAUUUCUCCCAUCCCCUUCAUGCUCUUCUCCCCUGCUCGGCACCCCCUUUCCUUCAUCUUUCCUUUAUGUGUACGUAGCCUUCUCUCUUCUCUCAGCUGUUUUCAGCUUUAGAUCGUCUCAACACAGUUUUCUCCCUUCCCUCCUUGUUUAAUUUUCCAGGUAAAGAUUUUGUCUAAAUCCCUAAGUCCCCUUUUUAGUUCUAGCUUUCAUUACUGUACUGGAGAGAAAGAAGGAUACUGGGUUUCUAAUAAUGAAUCUAAGAAGGGCAAGUGGAAAAGCCCUGUGGAGUAGGCCAGGUAUGGGAUAGGCAUGGAAGAGAUCUCAAGAGCCUGUCGAAAUGGACAUUAAAGUUCACCUAGUUCUCAGCUAAUUCAGGAGUUUCUUACCACGUCUCUUAGACCAGCCUCUGCUUGAACACUUCCAGUGGUGGGGGUUGAGAAACUUUUGAAGGUAGUUCAUUCUGUUACUGAAUAUCUAUUUGUUAGAAAUUUCUUUAUUACUUUAAAUGAAAGUAUAUUUCCCUGUACUUUUUACCCGUUGCUUCUAGUUCUGUCCUCUGGAGCCAAGCCAUUUCCCUCAAGUCCCAGGGUAUAAAACUGAUUUCCAGCUAUAGCUGAAUGUAUUCUCUCACUGUGUUGAGUUGCAAAGGAAUGAGGUCUGAGAAAGCUGUUUUCCAAGGGAAAUGUGUGCAGAGGUAGAAACACAGACAAUAAAAUAAACAUCAGUGGGACUUGGGGUGGUGGAUGAAGGAGAAUGGUUUCAAAGAUCAAGUCAGAUUCCUUGCUCGAAAGAUUCCAGAGUCCCGUAGACUAAAGUUUCUUGUAGCUGGAAAUCUCAAGAGGAUGUAGUGGCUUAAGCCCUGAGAUUGUGAUAAUGUUCUAGGAGGGCAAAGUGAAAACACUCCAGGGCUCUCUGGCAAGCAGAUAGAACUGGGCUGAAAACCCAGGUCUCCAGGGAGCUUAUCUUCCUAUUCUUUGGCUCUGGGUCAUCUCCAGUUGUCCUGAUCUAUAUCUUGCCACUGGACCCAGAUGGCUCAGGAGGAGAAAGUGAGGCUAUUGACUUUGCGCAGCCCCGCUUCACUUAAAUCCGAUUCACUUGUAAGUCAUGGCAUUACUUUCCUAAUGCCGUGGUUCUCUUCGAAAAUGAAGUUCAAACAACAGACUAAACUAGGGAAGGUAAAACCGUCUUUAUUGCUGACUUUACUGUUAUCAUAGGAUCAAAGAUUUAGAGCUAGAAGAGAGAACAGGUUAGAGGUUAUCUAGUCCAAUCUUGGCUUUUACAGGUAAGAAAAUGAGCUCCAUAGACUUGCUUAUGGUCACAUAGGUAGUAAGUGACAAACAAAAUACACAUUUGGGUUCUCUAAAUUCAGCAUCAUCAGUGUGAUUAAGAUGUUAGAAGGUUUGUAGACUUUUGUUAGAUUUUGCUCUUUGCAUCUAUGCCCACCUAGUGGGUACUCAAGAUGUGACUUUAGUAGGUAAGGUGGUUCUAGGCUAAUAACAGUUAUCACAAGACUCGGCUAACUUUACUUUGGUGUCAAUUCAUAUUACAAAAAAUGCACAUACAUAUGUAAAUGAGGUCAGACAGGACCUCUAUAAAUGUUUUUUCCUGCCCUCCAUGGGAUCUUUAAUUCCCAAUAUUACAAAUCAUACUACUUUAUGUUUAGUUAUUGUGCACAUGCUUCAGAUUUAUGAACUUAGAGAAUAUUAGAACUGGAAGAAGGGAUCUUCGAUAACUGUAGUGUUUGGGACUGGCUUCCCUGUGCCGUCAUACUUGAUACUCUCUACUUUGGCUUCCAUGCUGUUGCAUUUUAUUCAUUUUACUUGUUAACUAUCCUUAGUCCCUUUCUCUGGUUGCUUCUUCAUCCUCUUUCCCCUUAAUCAUAAGUGUCCCUCAAGACACUUACCCUCUUUACUUUGGUUUGACAAUAUUUUCUGGUCCCAUGGCUUCCGUUACCAUGUCUGUGCAGGUGACUCCCAUAUCAUUUCUGGUCAAACUGGGUAACUUUUCCCCAUUAAUAUCCUGUUCCUCGCCUAGCCUUUCCCAUCCUCAUGGGAAAUAGACUCUUUCCUAGAGCUCCAGCUUCAUAACUCCAGCUGCCCACUGUGAAUCUCCAUCUUUGUGUUCUACUGGUACAUCAAAAUCAGUCUGCCCAAAACUGAGCUCAUCCUAUAAGCUACAAAACCUUUUCUCGCAUCCUGUAUGAUGUAACCACCAUCCUUUCAGUUACUAACUUGCCUUUUUUCUUAAACUUCUCUUCCCAUCUCCCACCCCCAUAUCUAGUCAGUUAUCUGGUCCUGACAAUUCUGCCUGCACGUUGUCCCCCAUUGUAGUUUAGGGCCUCAUCUCUCUUUGUCUGGGCUAUUGUAAUAAUCUUCUAACUGAUCUUCAUGCUUCCAAGCUAUCCCCUCCUUGCUGCUUGAGCAAAUUUUUUAAUGCACUGCUUUGAUCAUGUCAUUUCUCAGAAAUCAUCAGUAGUUCCCGAUUACCAAGGAAAGUAUAAACUCUUGAUCCUGGCAUUUGAGGUAUUCCAUAAUCUGUUUCCACCCUACCUGUCUAGCAUCAUAUUUCCCUUAACAUUCUAAGCUAGGUUUUGCUCUCCCCCAUUUUACCUCGCCCCCACCCAUCUCUGUUCCUCACGAUGUCUUCCAUUUUUGUAAUAGACCUUAUGCUUCCCCUGCCACCCACCCCCAUCUCUGUUUGUUGCAGAGUCCUUUCCUUGAACACCCAGUCAGGUUUCAUCUCCAUAAAACUUACCUAACCACCCUCUCCCACCACCCCCAAGUGAAUGUGACUUUUCCUUCCAUUUUUUCUGGACUUUUACAUUUUAUCUCUCUCACCCCUUGUAUCACUGUUAUUUCUGUACCUGUCUGUUCCCUUGUUAGAUUGUAUGCUCCUUAAGAGCAGGGUCUGUGUUGUGUCUCUGUAUUCCUAAAACCUAGAAUAGUUCACAUAGGAGGUGCUUAAUAAAUGUGUGUUCAGUUGAAUUAACUAGUCCAACCCCCUCGUUUUGCAGAUGAGGAUGCUGAGGUUCAGAGAGGUGGGAAGCCUUGUCCAGGGUUACACAGCUAGUUUGUGGCAGAGCCUGGACUAGGACCCAGGUUGGUGCUAGUUCUGCUUCCCCCACUAUCACUUACCUACUAGAUUGUGAAGUCCUGAAGGGCAGAGACUGUCUGAUAACUCUGUAUCCCCCCCCCCCCAGCAAGUAAAACAUAAUAAAUAUGUUGGAUCAAUGAA
Trichosurus vulpecula (common brushtail) is the source of this 5830-nucleotide messenger RNA. It is a transcript of the gene REPIN1, whose product is annotated as replication initiator 1. The transcript has 4 exons. The record is from RefSeq and is a predicted model, not a curated record. Lineage: Eukaryota; Metazoa; Chordata; Mammalia; Diprotodontia; Phalangeridae. The coding region runs from base 101 to 2173 and encodes 690 amino acids.